Molecule: messenger RNA, 1752 nt
Organism: Cynocephalus volans (Philippine flying lemur)
Lineage: Eukaryota; Metazoa; Chordata; Mammalia; Dermoptera; Cynocephalidae
Gene: RNPC3
Product: RNA binding region (RNP1, RRM) containing 3
Exons: 15
Coding region: 49-1602 (517 amino acids)
Biological process (GO): mRNA splicing, via spliceosome
Cellular component (GO): U12-type spliceosomal complex
Molecular function (GO): protein binding; U12 snRNA binding; pre-mRNA intronic binding
Source: RefSeq, a predicted model, not a curated record
GUUUUGACUGAGGCUUCUUUCCUCGGUUUUUCUGUUGCUGUUUCGAAAAUGGCGGCCCCGGAGCAGUCGCUGCCGAUACCGAGAGGAUGCCCGAGCUCCAGUUCGCUCUCCUCGCCGCGAGGCGACCGAACCCUUCUGGUGAGACACUUGCCAGCCGAGCUGACCGCUGAAGAGAAAGAGGACUUGCUGAAGUACUUUGGGGCGCAGUCGGUGCGCGUCCUGUCAGAUAAGGGGAGACUGAAACAUACAGCUUUUGCUACUUUCCCUAAUGAAAAAGCAGCUAUAAAGGCAUUGACAAGACUCCAUCAGCUAAAACUUUUAGGUCAUACUUUAGUGGUUGAAUUUGCAAAAGAGCAAGAUCGAGUAUACUCCCCAUGUCCCACUUCAAGCAAUGAAAAAAAGAAAAGGUCUGAUGACCCGGUGGAAGAUGAUAAAGAAAAGAAAGAACUUGGUUGUUUAACAAUAGAAAAUGGAAUUGCACCAAACCAUGGGCUGACUUUUCCUCUGAAUUCUUGCCUCAAGUAUAUGUACCCACCACCUUCAAGCACAAUCCUAGCAAACAUAGUAAAUGCUUUGGCAAGUGUGCCUAAGUUCUAUGUACAGGUACUUCAUCUUAUGAAUAAAAUGAAUUUGCCCACACCUUUUGGACCAAUUACUGCACGACCUCCCAUGUAUGAAGACUAUAUACCAUUGCAUGCACCUCUUCCACCCACAUCUCCUCAGCCACCUGAAGAACCUCCUUUGCCAGAUGAGGAUGAGGAAUUAUCUAGUAAAGAAUCAGAAUAUGAAAGCAGUGAUGAUGAGGACCGACAGAGAAUGACCAAAUUAAUGGAACUAGCAAAUCUUCAGCCCAAGAGAACAAAAACAAUAAAGAAACGCCAUGUGAGAAAAAAGCAAAAAAUAAAGGAUAUGUUGAAUACACCUUCAUCUGCUUCUCACAGCAGUUUACAUCCAGUGCUGUUACCUUCAGAUGUAUUUGACCAACCACAACCUGUAGGUAAUAAAAGAAUUGAAUUCCAUAUAUCUACAGAAAUGUCAGCUGCUUUUAAGAAAGAUUUAGAGAAGGAACAAAAUUGUGAGGAAAAAAAUUGUGAUUUACCUGCUCCUGAAGUUGAUGCAUCCAAUAUAGGAUUUGGAAAAAUCUUCCCAAAACCUAAUUUGAACAUCACAGAGGAGAUCAAAGAAGACUCUGAUGAUAUGCCAUCAGAAUGUAUUUCUAGAAGAGAGUUGGAAAAGGGCAGAAUUUCUAGAGAAGAAAUGGGAACACUUUCAGUUUUCAGAAGUUAUGAACCUGGUGAACCAAACUGUAGGAUUUAUGUAAAGAAUUUAGCUAAACAUGUUCAGGAAAAGGACCUUAAAUUUAUUUUUGGAAGAUAUGUUGACUUUUCAUCAGAAAUGCAACGGAUCAUGUUUGAUAUACGCUUGAUGAAAGAAGGUCGUAUGAAAGGACAAGCUUUCAUUGGACUUCCAAAUGAAAAAGCAGCAGCAAAAGCCUUAAAGGAAGCUAAUGGAUAUGUUCUUUUUGGAAAACCCAUGGUGGUUCAGUUUGCUCGAUCUGCUAGACCAAAACAAGAUUCUAAGGAAGCAAAAAGAAAGUGUUAAAAAUUAGUAAAGGUUCCUUUUGAAUUCCCUGUCUUUCAAGUGCUUUCCAACUUGGAGGAGAAGAAAGUGACCACCUGGACUGUGGAACUGUGCGUAACAACUUUGAAAGUGUAUUUAAAUAUUAAAUCUGUAUGUAUUUAAAUCAGUUUA